Cloeon dipterum is the source of this 2068-nucleotide messenger RNA. Its product is annotated as sodium-coupled monocarboxylate transporter 2-like. Gene Ontology annotation, biological process: transmembrane transport; sodium ion transport. Lineage: Eukaryota; Metazoa; Arthropoda; Insecta; Ephemeroptera; Baetidae. Gene Ontology annotation, cellular component: membrane. Gene Ontology annotation, molecular function: symporter activity. The record is from RefSeq and is a predicted model, not a curated record. The transcript is spliced from 11 exons. Bases 191 to 1993 code for a protein of 600 amino acids.
UUUCGAGGAUUACAUCAUUUUGCAAGGUUGAUAAAUUUCCAAUUAUUGCGAUUGUUGACCCAACUGCUGAUAAGGAUACAUGGAAAAAGCAAAGUGACGCAGCAGAUUCUCUCUUCUUUUAUUACCUCUCGCGGCGGCUGCACUUGAACUUUAUUAUCAGUCUCACCUGCGGUGUGCUGCUGGACCAAAAAUGAGCGUGGCGACGGCUGACUACAUCGUGUUCGGAAUCAUGUUGGUGGCCAGCGUCCUGCUGGCCGUCUACUCGCGCCUCUCGACCCCCAAAGCGGCCGCCUCGGACAAGCAGAGCUUCAGCUUCGCCACAGGCACCGUCAGUUCGAGUGCGGUGCUCUUCAGCAUUGCCAGGACCGGAAUCGGCAUAAGAGCCAUCAUUGGUUUUCCUUCCGAGUUUUAUUACCAUGGGGUCGGCAUGUGGUUGACCAUGGGUGGUGUCAUGAUCUCAUUCCUCCUGAUAGACCUGAUCUUCAUGCCUGUCUACUUUGCAAUGCCCACCACCUCAGUUUACGAGUACUUGGAGCUGAGGUUUCAAAGCGGACUGAUUCGCCGUUUGACCUCCCUCCUCUACGUUGUUCGCAGCUGUCUCAUGCUGGGGGUGACUACCCUCACGCCCUGCGUGGCCAUCCAGGCCGUCCUGCCCGUGCCCUUGUGGGCUUCCAUCGUCGCUGUUAGCAUCCUGGGAAUUCUUUUUACGACAUUUGGCGGGAUGCGAGGCGUCAUUUUGAACGAUGCUCUCCAAGGCGGUGCUUUGAUUCUUUGCACCGUGGUAAUUUUGUAUAAAGCCACUGUUCAAGUGCCUGGAGGUUUCCUGGGAACGUUCAAAAUUGCCGCUGAACAAGGUCGUCUUGAACUUUUCAAUUUUGAUCUCGAUCCGACCAUCCGGCUGACCACAAUAUCCGCGAUAGUUGGCCAAAUUUUCAUCUCCACUUCGGUUUAUGGCUGCCAACAAGCGUUCGCGCAGAGAUACCGAAGCUUGCCCAACAGAAAAGCUGUCGUGCGGGUUAUCCUGUUAGCAAUUCCAGUGGUUGGUUUCCUCGAGAGUUUAACGUGGACUGCGGGAGUCGCUAUUUACGCUUUUUACGCAUAUUGCGAUCCGCUUAGCGCUGGUUUCAUCAAGAGCAUCGACGGCCUUGUUCCUUACUUCGUUAAAAACGAGUUUGCGGCCGUUCCCGGUCUCCUUGGCUUCUUCUUCGGCACCCUUUUCAACGGCUCUUUUGGAAUUACGGUUGCGAUUUUAAAUUCAGUAGCAACUGUGACGUGGGAGGAUUUCCUGAGCAAAAUAAAAUACGUGCAGGGACUGCCAGAAAAUAGACAGCUGCUCACUAUCAGAUUAAUUGGUGUCAUUUAUGCUAUUGGAAUUAUGUUCAUCGCAAUCGCCGUCUCCAUGUUGCCUGGUCUUGUCGAGUCGAGUUUGAUUAUUUCCUCUACGAUGAGUGGCCCGCUUCUUGGAGUGUUUCUGCUCGCGCUGCUCUUUCCCUUUGCCAACAAAUAUGGUGCUAUUUCGGGUCUUGCGGCAAGUCUUAUUUGGGCUGUAAGUCUCACUGCCGGUCGUUUGAUCAUCUCUAAAGGUCAAACAACCUUGCUUCCCCUCAGCAUGGACCGCUGUCCUGCGAACCAAACUUUCUCUGUAACAGAAAUUUCCAGCAAAUACAACUUUGGGCCUCCACCAAAAGCUCCACUCGACUGGACUUAUUUGUUUUCCAUUUCCUUUAUUUACUAUUCGAUGAUGGGAUGCAUAAUUUGCGUGAGCAUUGGACUUAUUGUCAGCUACUUCACAGCUUCGGCACGAGACUGCUACCCCGCCUCUUUAGUGCACCCCAUGGCCAUCAGAAUGAGCAACUUGUUGCCAGGCAGACCGCGAAAAUACUUGGCUGACACAGACUUUGGCAAGGGCAAAGCGAAUCUCAACGGCUCUAGGCGGAGCAUCAGAACUAUUUCUUUAUCAGUUGAUGAGCACGAGUACAUAACUCGGUUUUAGUUCAUAUAAUUGUCCAUGGUGUGGUUUCUGAUUUUUUAAUAAAAGAGGAAAUUAUUGAAACUGCAUGUUUUAAUU